CUAUUUGAGGCGGUUACCUCCCACGAACUGCUUCUUCCCUUGACUGGAAGUCCUCGCUGGCUACAUGGUGAUGCUAUGCUCUCUCGCCUGACUUUCCCUGCCGCCAGCCCUCAACAUGAGGUUCUCCGUCGCUAAUGCACUGGCCCUUGUUGCCCCCCCGCUGCUGGCACUCACUGCGGCGGCCGACCCUCUCGAGUACAGUUCGACGCCCGCGGGCCAAGUGAUCAAGGACGGAGUGAAGCUGAGGAUUCUCCCCGUCGGCGACUCCAUCACCGUGGGGUUCCUGAGCAGCGAUGGGAACGGAUACAGGUUGAAGCUCGACGAGAACCUGUCCGCCAACGAUGUGGUUUUUGCCGGCGACGUGACCGGUGGCACCAUGGCCGACGGAUACUAUGCGGCCUGGUCCGGACGGACGAUCAAGUACAUCGCCGACAACGUCGGCCCGUCCCUGGAGCAGCGGCCGAACAUCAUCCUCCUCCACGCCGGCACCAACGACAUGAACCCGAACCCGGACAUCUCCCAGGAGGGCAACGACCCGGCGGGCGCCGCCGGGCGGCUCGGCUGCCUCAUCGACCAGAUGAUGGCCGCCUGCCCGGACGCCGCGAUCCUCGUGGCCCAGAUCGUCAACACGUGCGACGCGAAUCAGAGGCCCGGGACCGAGGAGUACCAGAAGCUCAUCCCGGGCGUCGUCGAGCAGCGGAGGGCCGCCGGCCACCACGUCCUGGCGGUGGACUUCGCCGCGCUGGGCGACGGCGUCCUGCGGGACGACUGUAUCCAUCCCUCGGACGAGGGGUACCGCACCAUGGGGGACUACUGGUACGACUUCAUCGCCCAGAUCCCCAAGGAUUGGAUCACCGAGCCGGUCGGCGAUGACCCCGAAAGGCCAAAGAAUGAGGUUGCCAGCGCGAACAACGUGUCGGGCAGUACCAGCGCGUUCGCCGCUGGGUUCGGAGGGAACUGGGUCGCGUCUCUGGCGAUUUCGGUAACGACCGCAAUAAAGAUAAUGAGUAAUUGAGCCACACUUUGAUGAUAUUUCUUUGAACCCUUUUGGAGGGGGAAGGGAGUGAAUCAUGUCACCAAAUCAGUGAGUGUACCAGCAAAAUGGC
Molecule: messenger RNA, 1106 nt
Organism: Colletotrichum destructivum
Lineage: Eukaryota; Fungi; Ascomycota; Sordariomycetes; Glomerellales; Glomerellaceae
Product: Putative SGNH hydrolase-type esterase domain, SGNH hydrolase superfamily
Exons: 3
Coding region: 116-1015 (299 amino acids)
Molecular function (GO): phosphatidylcholine lysophospholipase A1 activity
Source: RefSeq, a predicted model, not a curated record